AUGACGUUUAACAUCACAAUUGAUCAUACAAGUUCUCACGACUCAGAUAAUUCGUCUCUAAGCGACGAGGACUCCUCGGGUGUUCAGGUCUCGCCGCCGUCAAUUACUGGUAGUCACGAUUAUCAAGACUCGUAUGAUGUUGGAGGCGAAUGGGCGCAUUUGCCGUAUCCUGAUGAGAUAAAGCCGUCCGAUUCAGCCUCUAGACCAAGGACAUCACGCCAUACUCGCCAUACAAUUCAUAAUUCUCGAUCCAGAUCAAGUCGUCGUUAUUCGAGGCGCGAUAUACUCCCGGAGCGGGAAUCGCUCUCCCAGAGGCCAAGGCGCCACCAUUCUCCCGAGUCUCCUGAAAGUGUGGACUCGGAUGAAGAAUUUGUGGGCACUUACGCGCGGCCGCCACCAGACAGGCGCUACUGGUCAUCUGUCGCUCCGAGGCCAGUUGGCGGAUAUGCACACAGCUCGUCUUCAGGACCCUCCUACAAUGUUUAUCACCAUGGUGGCAUUCCUCAUGGCCCUUUCGGACAUCCCGGAGGGUCUCAUCCUCCUUCUGACCAACUGGUAAGGUUUGGUCACCUGGGACAUCCAGGCAGUUCUACACAAUACGGGAACCCGUCACCUUAUGGAUAUGGUCCACCAUAUCCUCACACACACACAGCUCCUGUACCUCCCUUUUUUGGUCAUGAUCAUCAUUCUGGACACUCAGCACAUCACUUGCAUCAGCAACCGCAGCCUCGAAAUCGGAGCGGUGGGCAUAGCCCGCCCCAGCCGCCGCCGCCACAUCCGGUACCUUCUCAUGGCAAUCCUCCUUAUGGAGGCUCACCAUUCAGUCCCCCAGAUCUCAUAACGUAUGGCGCCGGAGGUUAUUUCUACAACCAAGCCUAUCCGGUAGUUCCUGGUGGGAUGGUUCCUCCGCAGUACUUUGGCCAAUUCCCGCAUUUGUCGUCUCCGCCCCAGAAGUCUACCACUCCACCACCAUCACAAUCAGACACGGCCAAAGACGAAGCCAUUGCAAGACUGGAGAAGUUAAUCCUAGAUGAGCGGACAGAACGAGAGGCAAGAGAAGCUGCGCGCGAGGCGGCCCUCGAAAAAGCUGCUGCGGAAAAGGCUGCCGCAGAAGAACGGGCUGCUGCGGAGAAGAAAAUAGCUGAAGAAGCGGCAGCGAAGGCCAAGGCAGAAGCAGAGAAAAAGGCUGCUGAAGAUAUUGCUAAAGCAAAGAAAGAAGCAGAAGAAGCUGCGAAGAAAGCAGCAGAAGAAGCUGCUGCCGCUGCAGCGGCGGAGGCAGCAGCGGCGGCAGCAGCAGCAGCGAAUAACCCUCCUCCGGAAAAGAAGAAACCUAUCAAAUUCAAGGACGCUGUUGGCAGGAAAUUUAGUUUCCCUUUUCACUUGUGCAAGACGUGGCAGGGGAUGGAAGAGCUUAUUCGUCAAGCUUUUCUUCAUGUCGAGGUUAUAGGACCACACGUUGCUGAAGGGCAUUAUGACCUAGUUGGACCGAACGGUGAUAUCAUACUUCCACAGGUUUGGGAAACUGUGAUAGAACCUGAUUGGACCAUAACGAUGCACAUGUGGCCAAUACCAGAGAAGCCAAAGGAUCCUGACCCUCCUCCACCUCCGCCGCCGGCGGCGCCGGCUCCUGAAGAAAAUGCUACCGUCGAGGAGCCGAAGAAAAAGCCAGACGGAGCAGCUUCAGGUCCCAAGAAAUCACGACCUCGAGGGCCCGAUCCUGGAUCCUUCGCGAUGUGGAUGGCCGGUAGCAACCGGGCAAAGUUAAACAAGACUUUAAAAGUGGAAAAAAAGCCUGAAAUUGUGCAGCAACACGGCGACACUUGCGGUGUUAUGUGA
Messenger RNA from Rasamsonia emersonii CBS 393.64, 1836 nucleotides. RefSeq lists its product as uncharacterized. The transcript is spliced from 4 exons. The coding region runs from base 1 to 1836 and encodes 611 amino acids. The record is from RefSeq and is a predicted model, not a curated record. NCBI's taxonomy places the organism in Eukaryota, Fungi, Ascomycota, Eurotiomycetes, Eurotiales, Trichocomaceae.